AUGGCAGCGCAGGGUCCCUCGGGGGACCAGGGAAAGAGGAAUGGCAACGUUCAGCUCGAGCUGGCACAGAGCGAGGAGCAGCUGUCGCGCCUGGACAAGCUGGUGGCGAGCCUGAACGAGACGCAGACUGCCUUCAAACAUGACCGUCGGGGCCUGGCCCAGCUCUUUGCUGGGCUGCAGCAGUUCAUGGAGGAUGCGCUGGGGAUCAACUCCAUGUACAAGUCUCAGCCCAAGCUGCCUGCCAGCCUGUUCCAUGACACCUCGCCCUCCGGGCCCCUGCACACCAUCGCCAGCGUCUGCGCCGACGCCAUGCGCGUCCGAGGCAUGAAGCGUAUCGACUGGGCCUCCCCCGCCCUGCGCAAGGAGAACCUGGAGCUGGUGUCCCGGCUGAGGCAGGAGCUGCUGAGGGCGGGGCACCUGCGCCCGCCCCGCGUGUACGUACACCCUUCCUGCGCCUCCGAGACGCUGCGCCUGACGCACGCGGUGACGCGGUUGGGCGGCGAGGUGGCCCCCGUCGAGACGACGCCCGGGGUCACGCACGUCGUCUACCCCUUUGGCCCCAAGGGCGACCCGGACGACGGCCAGACCUACCUCCGGGCCCUGGAGAAACGGGGAGCCUUGGUGCGCGUGCACUGGUGGUACCUCCCCGACUCCUACGACGAGUGGCUGCCGGCCGCCGCCGCGCCGGAGGAGCUGGCGCCCGAGGCGGAGCCGGUGCCCCUGGCGCCCGGCGUGCUGCAGCAGACGGUGCUGCAGCCCAACCGCAAGGCCAUGUCCGGCGCGGGCGGGCUGGACGUGUCCCAGGGCCAGGCGCGGGCCGGCGCGGCGCCCGCGCAGCCCCAGCCGCCGCCGCCGCCGGGCACGCCGUCGGGUGGCGCACCCCAGGAGCUGCACCGCGUCCCCGCCUGCGCGGCCUGGUUCCGCUGGGGCGCGGUGCACGCGCUGGAGCGCGCCGAGUUCCCCGACCUGCUGGGCGCCGGCGCGCCGCCCGGCGCGGGCGAGGCCUACCUCGCGCACCGAGACGCCAUGGUGUCGCGAUACCGCGAGGACCCGUCCCGCGAGCUGUCCUUCACCGAGGCGCGGCGCUGGCUGGCGGGGGACGUGGGCACGCUGCGCCGCCUGCACGCCUUCCUGCAGUCGUGGGGCAUCAUCAAUGCGCACGCCCGCGUGCGUGCGCGCCGCGGCCGCGAACCCGCGCCGGGGCCGGACUCCGUGCUGCGCCUGGCGCCCCUGGUCGGGGCGGCAGAGGGCGUGGAGGCGGCGCUGACGGGGCCGGUGGCGGGGCGGGUCGCGCCCCUCGCCGGCCACGCCAAUGGCGCCCUGCAGCCUGCCAUCGCCACGGGGGCGCAGUACUAUUGCAAUGCCAUGCCCUGGGUCAACUGCACCAGCCUGCGGUACCACUGCACCAAGGUCCCGGACGUGGACCUGUGCCCACUGGCGUACGCAGCUGUCGAGCGCCACGGGGAGGACUGGGCCGCCAUCGCCGAGGCGGUGGGCACCAAGAACGCGAUGCAGUGCUGCACGCGCUUCCUCCAGAUGCCCAUCGAGGAGGCCAUCGUGGCGGAGGCGGUGGCCUCCGACGGCCGCCAGGGCUGGGUGACGAUCCCGGAGCCCGGCGAGGAGGACGGGGCGGACCCCGGCGCGGGCGCGCUGCUGCCCUUUGCCGACGCCGGCAACCCGGUCAUGGCUCAGGUGGCUUUCCUGGCCACCAUGGGCCCCAUGAAGGCGGAGGAGGGGUCAGAGACGCGGGACGGCAUGGGGUUGGGGGUUGGUGAAUCGUCGCCGGCACCAUCUGUGGCAGGGGACGCGCCGAUCUCCGCGCCGCGGCUGAGGGCGGCCGCGGCCACCGCACUGGCGGCCGCGGCGGCCAAGGCCAAGCUGCUGGCGGACGCGGAGGAGCGGGAGUUGCAGCGCCUGGUGCUGGCGGCGGUGGACACGCAGUACAAGAAGAUCAAGAUCAAGCUCCAGGCGAGAGAGGGGUUGUCGGAGGCAUGA
Auxenochlorella protothecoides is the source of this 1995-nucleotide messenger RNA. RefSeq names its product SWI/SNF and RSC complexes subunit ssr2. Gene Ontology annotation, molecular function: protein binding. Lineage: Eukaryota; Viridiplantae; Chlorophyta; Trebouxiophyceae; Chlorellales; Chlorellaceae. The record is from RefSeq and is a predicted model, not a curated record. Bases 1 to 1995 code for a protein of 664 amino acids. The transcript has 10 exons.